AUCCAAUCCACUUUCAAACAGAAGGAGAGAUGUUUCAGUCUCCAGUUUUACAAUUAUUAUUUUCAACUACAUUCUUAUUACUCUUACUAUCUUCUCUAAUCUUUCUGAAACCAAACUAUACACCUUCACCAGCCGCAAUUCUCUCAAGCGUACUCUUCGAUCGAUAUCCAGGUACUCCAAAAACAGAAGCCGAAGCUAAAAUUCAAUGGAUCAAACCACCUGUCGAUUUUUUCGGAUUGGAUGUUGAUAUGGCUGAUUCGAUUUUACCAAUGAUUGGAUCUAGAACUUGGUUUAAUCUUUAUCCUCAUCCUACAAAAACCGGUCCAAAACCACUUCGACAAUGGAUCAAACGAUUAAAUUGGCUAAAGAAAAACUCAACGGAUCCUUCAAUCUUACGUGCACUCUCGAUUCCAAAAGCUAAACUUGAAGCAGAUGGUUAUGUAACUUAUCCUGAAGGAGUUCCUAUUGGAAAUGGUGAAGAAGGAGCUUGUAAUUGGGAAAGAACAGGAUGUUUGGUAGAUGAAGAACAUGGAUAUAAGAAUAAUUUGGAUAUCGUUCAUGCCGAAAAUGGAACUUGGGUUGUUAAUUUUGAUGAUGGUCCACUUCCACCUUCGAAAACUUUAUAUGAUGCUUUGGAUCAAUUUAAUGCAAAGGCCACUCAUUUUUGGAUUGGAGGAAAUGUAUUAAAGAAUUGGCGACUUGCUCUGAUGGCUGCCAAACGAGGUGAUCAUCUUGCUGUACAUACUUGGUCUCAUGCUCAUCUGACAACAUUAUCGGAUAAUGAAGUUUUGGGAGAACUUGGUUGGUGUAUACAGAUCAUCGCUGAUGUAACUGGUAAAGUACCUAAAUACUUUAGACCACCUUAUGGGAACAUUGAUAAUCGGAUACGAGUGAUUGCAAAGCAUGUUUUCGGUCUAGAGACGGUGAUAUGGAAUUAUGAUUCAGUAGAUUGGGGUUUAAAUCAAACUUACGCAACAGGUGAUCUAGUUGAUACACCCGAUCCUGCCACCGCGCCGUCCUACCAAGCCGUAGUAGAUGGCAUCAAGAUCAUAGCUGCCAAUGGACCAGGUUAUGAUCCGAAGAAGACUGCAAGCGUGAAUCGACAAUCAAAUCAAGCAGGUUGUUUGAUUCUAGAACAUGAGUUGAGUGAAGAAUCUGUGAGUGCUUUUAAGGAUUCAUGGGAGUUUGUAAAAAGUCAGGGAUGGAAAAUGGUACCAUUACCUGAAGGCUUACCAGGAGGUGAUGGAGAUUGGUAUCAAUGAGUGAUUUAUCAGACAAUUGAGUGUUUUCUCAGGAAUUUUGGACUCUAUGGAUCGAAACAGAUCACUGUUUGUGUCUCUUAUACCCUUCUUGUGUCGUUUUCUCUGGGGUCAAAUUCUUGCCUAGACUAGAUGUUUUACGAUCUUUCAAGGUCACUAUCACCCUAUGCGCUUUGUAUGUAGGUAACUGGUGGCUCUAUAAUGUAUUUACUGUAGAUGGAUAUUUCUAACUUGGACCAACCCCAUGAGACGACAAAUUCCUACUGGAGUAGCUUCUCCUCAAGACAUUGAUAUUUCCUUCUUUAUGCUAUUCUGCCUCUUCUUGGCAAAUUCUCAGACUAGGAUUGAUCAGUAUAUAUAUGCCCUUAUUGUUUUAUCACUUUGAAACUCGCAGCUUUUCAUUUUUCAUUUUUUGUGAACUUCUGCUAUUCUUUUCAAUACAGUGGGUAAACCCGAGUACGUGUUCC
Molecule: messenger RNA, 1726 nt
Organism: Melampsora larici-populina 98AG31
Lineage: Eukaryota; Fungi; Basidiomycota; Pucciniomycetes; Pucciniales; Melampsoraceae
Product: family 4 carbohydrate esterase
Exons: 6
Coding region: 30-1262 (410 amino acids)
Biological process (GO): carbohydrate metabolic process
Cellular component (GO): membrane
Molecular function (GO): chitin deacetylase activity
Source: RefSeq, a predicted model, not a curated record